Molecule: messenger RNA, 4344 nt
Organism: Brettanomyces nanus
Lineage: Eukaryota; Fungi; Ascomycota; Pichiomycetes; Pichiales; Pichiaceae
Exons: 1
Coding region: 1-4344 (1447 amino acids)
Cellular component (GO): Ski complex
Molecular function (GO): protein binding
Source: RefSeq, a predicted model, not a curated record
AUGACUUCAGUGAAGUCUCUUUUAAAGUCAGCAAGACGGUCUCUUUCAGAAAACGAUCCUGAAGAUGCCAUUGAUCUUUGUGAUGAUGUCAUUGCGCAAGAUACGAACAAUUACUAUGCAUAUCUUUUCAAAGGGAAAGCUUUGGAUUUAAUGAGUCAAAGGGAAGAAGCACUCAAGGCUUACAGAAAUGCAACUAAGAUUAAUAAUAAAGAUCCUCUGGCAUGGAAAGGCAUUGUACUUAUUGAUAUGGAAAGUACAAACUAUCGAAGAUUUUUCGCAGAUUUACUCGGUCUUGCCAGGGCUAUGGACAACGAGGACAAGAACUUGACACCAUGUGUCGAAAAAAUUAGGCAGUAUAUGAAUAAGCACUCAAACUCCGGUGCCAGCAGUCAGAUGGUAGAAUACUACUAUCGUCAGAUUAUUCCCGGCUUAUCUGAAUUAGGAAGUCUUCUAGGAGAAAUGGUGGCAGAUCCUUCUUCCACCUUGGCUAAGCUAAUCAAUCAGUUGUCCAAAAAUGAGGUUGCUGCCUGUAAGGUGGCGGAAGAGAAACUGAAAUUUCAUAUGCCCGCAAAUCUUAAUCAGCAGAACCGGCUCCAGCUCAAUGCUGUGAAGUAUGCUUCUUACGAGAAGUCGGAGAUCCCUCAGUUGUACGAGAUGUUAGUCAAUACAGAGACGAACGAUAAGCGCAGAAUUCUUCAUGAAGAGGAGUAUUUGAAGUAUAAGUUCAGUAAAUUGCUUAUUGCUCCAGCGGAACACAAGAAAGAGAUUUACGAUGAUGUUUAUGAAACUGUUUCCGGAAUGGUUCUUGUUCAUACGGGAUCUCAGUUUGCCUAUGAUAUCUUUCUGGAUUGGACAGAUCCAACUACCCUUGCAGAUUUGGACAUUAUUGUUGUUACCGACUAUAUCAAAAUGUUUGGUAUUCGUGGUCUUGGCGCCAUUUUAUAUGCUUACAUUUUGUCCGAGGUGUCGCCUUACGAAAGAAAAGUGCUCAAUGCCUAUCUUAAAGAGGACAAAAGUGUAAAAAAAAGGCGUAGACGAAUCACAGAGGAGCAGAAACAGCUUUCAGUGGACCAUGCUGCCUCUGAUAGUUCGGAAGCUGAGUCUAAUGAACCUUCACAGAUACAUAAAGACGCACAGGCGGAUUCGAAUUUACAGGAGAAAUCUGUAGACAGUUCAGAUUCACAUUCUGAAUCCGCUAAAGAGACUAAAGAUAGGCUUCCUCAUUUUACCAAUACAGAAGCUCUUGAUUUUAUGCUCAGCGGUAUUCGGGCAGCUAAGUCGUCAAUUCUUGGCCAUAGAAUCCUUAUCAACUUUUUUAUUCACUUGAAGGAGUAUCAAUAUGCGCUUGACUAUUCCCAAGCAUAUGUCAACUUGACACUACAGCAUUACAAAAAGCUCGGUAUUAUGCUUUCGAAUGCUCGUGUUGAUUCGAUAUUAAGUUUGGCUAUUAUCUACACCUAUCACGAGUCCCCAAAGAACUUCCCCAAGGCCAUGGAAUUGUACUCUUCGGUGCUUAAGGCUGAUCCUACCAAUAUUAUGGCAAAGAUAGGUAAAGGUUUGAUUUUUAUGGAGAACAGAAAUUAUGCUAAGGCUUCUUCUUUGUUGAAAGAUGUUGUGCAGGAGCAUCCUGACGAUUAUAAGGCUUCACAAGAGUAUGGUUGGUGUCUUGUUCAGUUGGAUCAUUAUGAUGAGGGAAGAAAGUUGAUUCUUGAGUCACUUAAGAAGAUAUCGGGCACCGAUGCUAGUUCUCUAGAGAGUAAAUCAAUUACCUUGUGGAGGGUUGGCCAAUCUUAUUUAUUAGAAGCUGAGAAGAAAAAGGAUGUUACUACUGAACUUAUUAAGACGGCUUUCGAUUACUUUGUGGACUCUUUAAAGCAAUCGACUAGUUAUCCCCCCUGUUAUACUUCUCUCGGUGUCAUAUUCCUGAAUUAUUUUGAUAAAAAGAACAAGGCUUUAGAAUGCUUCUACAAGGCUUUUGACUUGGAUCCCUCAGAGAUUAUUUCUUCGCACGAACUAGUGAAACAUUUCAGCGCACUUGGAGACUGGGAAAUGGUUGGUGUGCUUGCUGGAAGAGUGAUUGAAAGCGAGAGAGCACACAAAUUGUUGAUGGCAAAAGACACCGAAGAUCCGUCUUGGCCUUAUAGAAUGCUUGGUUGCGCUGCAAUGGAAAGACAAGAUGAUGCCAAGGCCAUUGAAUAUUAUCAGACUGGUUUACGUAUUACCCCAACGGAUUCUGAGUCAUGGAUUGGCUUGGGUGAGGCCUAUUUGGGAAGAGGUAGACUUGAGGCAUCUCAGAAGGUGUUUUCGCAUGUCUUGGAACUUGCACCGGAGAAUUGGUAUGCCGUAUACUUGCUUGCCGUCUCUCAGACCUCGAUGGGAGAAUAUGAUAAGAGUAUUGCCAAUCUAAGCAAGCUCAGUGAAGGCAAGCAAAAGGAUGAGAUAUGUGUCAUUACAUCCUUAUACGAAACUCUUAUUGCAAAAGCUUUCUAUGAGGUAGACAAUGGCUUCAUCGGGAAGUCUCUUGAUACCAUUAUUGAUGCCUUAGAGGUAUUAAAGAGAGCUGUGGAACUUGACUUCAAGUCGCAGAAGCUAUGGAAGAGUCUCUGCGAUGUACUGAGACUUAGUAUUACGGUUCAAUCGCAUGCUUCCAAGAUUCCAUUGGAUCUUGUUGAAGGCAUAAUCAAAAGUGUUGAUCGCACUCAAUUCGAAAGUCCUGAUUUGGUGACAGAGGUGGUUGGAAUGGAUGAAUCUGCCGAUAUUGAUGUGAAGAAACUUGAGAAGGAGGGUAAGUUUGUUACUGUUUGUCAUUAUUUUGCAGUGGAGGCUGCUAAGUUAUCCUUGAUAAUUCUUCCUGCUAAGUCGGUCAAGACUCUCCGUGCCGGUUUAGUCUACAAUCUUGGUAUUACCUAUUGUUCUUGGUAUGAAUAUUCGGGGCAAGAAAAAUUGAGAGACUGUGCCAUCGUUGUGUUUAGGAAAGCCAUUCAGCUUGAGAGCAAUAACUCUGAAUUCUGGUGUUCGCUCGGUAUUUCAUCAUUAACAAGAAGUGCCAAGGUAUCCCAGCAUUGUUUUAUCAAGGCGUCAUCAUUGAAUCCUAAAGAUACUAGCGUUUGGAUUGACUUGGGCGUUCUCUACAUGUACCAUGGAGACUUCAAGUUGGCAAACGAAUGCUUUGUUAGAGCUCAAUCACUAGGACCGUCUGGCCCCGGCCCAUGGGCAGGAGAAGCCCUAGUCGCAGAUGCGCUUGGAGAUGCUGUUACUGCCAAACGUCUCUAUACACACUCGUAUGUUUUAGCCAAUGGUUCUAAUCCACUGAAUUCUCUUCUUUACGGCCUCUCUGUUGCGAAACGACUUGUUGGCUUUGCCUCAAAAGAGAGUAACUUGGAUAAUGUUCAAGAAUUCAAUUCUGCUCACUUUGGUUUGAUUUCCUACUUGAAGUUCUACCCUGAGGACACGCUUGCUUUACAAACUACUAUCUCUAUUAUUGAGAGAAUUCAUACUUUCGAAGAAGGUCUCGAGCUUUCUUCACGGUUGUGUAGUGUUUUGGAAGAGAAGUAUGAGGAUACCCCGGACACCAAUAUCUUAAUUUCCUUUGCUGUGGCAAAGGGCCAACAGGCCAGACUACAUCUUGGAAAUAAACAAUAUGUGGACGCUCUUAAAGCUGCGGAUAAAGCUACUAACUUACUUGAGGAAGCCGCAUUGAAUGAAGAAGCACAGAAAUGUCUCUUAUCUUCGUUGGCAGUGACAGGUCUUUCUCUCUACUUUACAGGUGAGUUCGAUAAAUCACUUACAGAAUUCAACAAGAUCCUGGAAGUAUUCCCAGAUUCCAAAAGAGUGGUUGUGUUGGUGUCACAAGUGCUUUAUGCAUUUAAUGAGGAAGAAAUGAGGCAGGCCGCUGUGGAGGAGUUGUUUAAAAGCAUUGAAAAAUACGGAAGCUCAUUACUUGUUGCUCUUACCAUCGCUUCCAUUUCUGUUGUAGAUCGAUUGGAGGAGUACUUACCUGCGGUCAAGGAAGAGUUGCUUAUGAUACCUAUGGAAAUGAAAGUGAAGGAUGUUUCUAGUGAGAUUCCAUUUUUCAUUGAUCAGAUCAACAAACGGGUCGGUGACCAUAGUAAUGAAAAAGUCUGGCAGAGGAAUGCAUUUCUUUUUCCCGAUGAGUCAGAGGUAUGGAAUAAUUUGGAUACCACUGUGGCUCUCAAUGUGUCGUCUAAUUCUAAGAAGGUAGACGCAAGUAUGUUAGGUGAAGCAUAUAUUAAAACGGGUGGGCUUCGUGAGAUUCAACGUGGCUUAUUCCUUGAUUCGGGAAAUUUGGAUGGAUAUAAAGCUCUUCUAAAGGUAUCUAUUUAA